Molecule: messenger RNA, 696 nt
Organism: Purpureocillium takamizusanense
Lineage: Eukaryota; Fungi; Ascomycota; Sordariomycetes; Hypocreales; Ophiocordycipitaceae
Exons: 2
Coding region: 1-696 (231 amino acids)
Molecular function (GO): carbon-oxygen lyase activity, acting on phosphates
Source: RefSeq, a predicted model, not a curated record
AUGAAAGUCUGUAUGGCGGUGUUUUGCGAGUUGCUUGAGAUGGUGGAGAUGAACGUUGUUCACGUGGACUAUGCCAAGCUGUUCGCAAGUAGCCUGAUCAACAACCAGCCCCAACCCGAUCCUUACCUGGAAUGCUUGGCAAACUUUCUGCGCACCGAGGCCCCAAGAGUCAUUGGUCAUUUUCGGACGAGCCUACUCGUUUCCUCGUGUCUCGACAUACUGAAUGGAAUGAUACUCGAAAGCGCUUUACCUAUACAUUCAGCCCAGAAAAUCCCUGGUUUCCAUGAGUGGAUAAGAGGCUGGAACGCAGGAGGCACGGCCGUUGGUCAAUUCUUGAUACCAACUGGGGACCAGUCCGAAAGUCAUUUCACUGAAUACGUCCAGCUUCUUCCUGCAAUCAGCGACAUGCAGAGCUACGUUAAUGACAUUUUAUCUUUCUAUAAAGAACGCAUCAUCAGGCGCGAAAAGUGUUAUUUACACCAGGUAUCUCUGGAGAACCAAUGCAGCGAGAUGGAGUCGUUGAAGGAGCUAUGCAGUCGCACCUCAUCGCUCUAUCUUAAGAAUUGCGAGGUCAUGGGUCAGUCUAACAGCCACGUGCGGCAAAUCUAUCGCGACUAUGUCAUGGGAUAUAUUGAAUGGCAUUUCUACGACGAGCUGUAUAAGUUGAAUGAAAUGGGGUUAAGGCUAUUUCCGUGA